AUGGCAAAUAGGCCCAUAACAAGUGGUUUUUCACCCGCAGUAGCAACAUGGUACGGAAGUCCCAAUGGAGCUGGAAGUGGUGGAGCUUGUGGAUUUGCAAAUGAUGUGGCAAAUCCUCCAUACAAUGGUCUUAUUUCUGCUGGAAACCAAAAUAUAUUCAAACAUGGACAGGGUUGUGGGAAUUGUUAUCAGGUAAAAUGCACCGAAAAUCCAGCAUGCUCGGGUUUCCCAAUCGUUGUAACUGUCACAGAUGAAUGUCCUGGUACAUGCAACAAUGAAGCAUUUCAUUUUGACUUGAGUGGAAAAGCUUUCGGAUAUUUGGCGAAGCUCGGCCAAGCUGAUAAAUUACGGAAUGCUGGAAGAAUUAAUAUCCAAUAUCAAAGGGUACCAUGUAAAUACAACACGGGUAUAACAUUCAAGAUCGAUACAGGCUCCAACGCUAACUAUCUUGCGUUUUCGAUUGAGUUUGUGGGUGGAGAUGGUGAUAUCGGUUCGGUUGAACUAUUGCCUUCAAAGCCAAAAGGUUCAUUGUACAUGCAAAAAUCUUGGGGCUGCACUUGGAAAGUUGGAAUACCCGUUGGAACAAACGGCCCUUAUUCUGUAAAGCUAACUACUAUUGAAUCGAGAAGUACAAUUAUCGCAACAAAUGCGAUUCCCGGGAAUUGGUCCCCCGGCAAAUACUAUCACUCGGCAGCCAAUUUCUCUUAA
Messenger RNA from Erythranthe guttata (spotted monkey flower), 708 nucleotides. Its product is annotated as expansin-B15. Gene Ontology annotation, cellular component: extracellular region. Lineage: Eukaryota; Viridiplantae; Streptophyta; Magnoliopsida; Lamiales; Phrymaceae. Gene Ontology annotation, biological process: sexual reproduction. The record is from RefSeq and is a predicted model, not a curated record.